Dichotomopilus funicola is the source of this 2769-nucleotide messenger RNA. RefSeq lists its product as uncharacterized. NCBI's taxonomy places the organism in Eukaryota, Fungi, Ascomycota, Sordariomycetes, Sordariales, Chaetomiaceae. Gene Ontology annotation, molecular function: protein binding. The record is from RefSeq and is a predicted model, not a curated record. The transcript is spliced from 5 exons. Bases 1 to 2769 code for a protein of 922 amino acids.
AUGUUGGGAACAAACCUCCUCGCCGGCCUGGCUCUCUCGGCCUCGGUUGUCGUCGGCCAGGCGGUAUGGAGCCCUAACCAAGUCAGCACGUCCAUUUGCUCGUGGGGCGGGCUUCGUGCGGCGGUCCUUCAUGACACUUUGUAUCUCGAUGGCGGGAAGCUCUGGUGGUGGCCCACCUAUGCUGAUGGCUCGACGAGUCCGAUCCCGGUAGACGACAACAAUCCACUGGGACUCGUUUACACCUUGAACUUCAGCACUCCGUUCAAGACGACGGACAACAUCACGGCCCUCUUCGACACCAUCACAACCGGGGGUGGGAACCUCAACCCCCGCGCGCCCAACUAUGAAGACGGCGAGCUGCUCUACAACGACUCCGAGUUCUUUCUUUACGGCGGCACGAUCUCGCCACCGGGGGACAACCGUUCCGACCCCGACCCCACCAAAGUCCUGUGCUACGAAGGGUAUAAGUACGGGGUUGAUCAUACGUUCAAUCCGUCCUUUGUCUCCAAAGGUCUACCGGAAGACGUGACGCAGUGGCUAGCCUUUGGGGGCGCCGCCAGCGCACCGUCGGAGAACCUAGCCUGGUACUUCUCAGGCAAUAGCGCACCCAAGCGAGGGAAGAUAUACAGCGUCUACAGCAACGUGGAGGACACAGCGCCGGUUCGGGUGUCGGACACGCUCAUCACGUUGGACAUGGGCCCCGGGCAAAGCAAGGAGGUGUUUACGAAUGUCACGCUGCCGCCAACGACUCCGGGGCGCGCUGGGUCCGAGCUGGUGUGGGUGCCCGUCGGGAAGCGUGGGAUCCUAGUCGCCAUUGGCGGUGCUGUGUACGGCGACUUUGCUUCAAAGUGUGAGUUUACUCGGAAUUCCUCAGCCACCACAGCCGCUAACCAAAGCCCACAGGCCAAGACCAGCCCCGGAUUCAUGGCCACCCUGGAUAUCUACGACGUAGAGACUCGCAAGUGGUAUCGCCAGAAGUCGACGGGCGGCCCGAGCGACGCGCUCGUCAGGGGGUGUGCCGUGGUGGCCGCUGCGCAGGACGGCUCGAGCUUCAACAUCUACUACUACGGCGGCUACAACGGGCGGAACAUGGAGGACCCCAAGGUCUUCACCGACGACGUCUGGGUGUUGUCACUGCCCUCGUUCAUCUGGACCAAGUUGACGUCAGGCGAUGCGAAACAAGCUAGGGCCGCGCACAAGUGUGUCAAGCCGUACCCGGACCAGAUGUUCGCCAUCGGAGGCGCAGCCGCCCUGACUUCCGAGUACAAGUGCCUGAGCGAGACGAUCCGCGUGUACAACAUGUCCAGCGGCGAGUGGCUAGACCGGUACGACCCGGCAGUGUGGUCUGAGUACACGGUGCCCGACGCCAUCGUGGCCAAGAUUGGCGGCAGCGGCACCGGGGGCGCUACGGUGACCAAGCCGGACGGAUCGUGGGGUGCCAAGGAGCUGGAAGGCAUCUUUGCCACGGCGUACCCCAUGGAGAAGAUCAAGACGUACUAUCCGUACGCAUCGGUAGGCCCCAUCAACAACACCAACCCAGACGCGCCGCCGCCUCCUGGAUCCGAGGGCGGAAACGACGGCGGUGGCGGUCUCCCAUCCUAUCUUCCACCCGUGCUGGGCGUGGUGCUCGGCCUCGUCUUUCUCACUAUGGUGGCCGUGCUCAUCCUGCUCUGGCGGCGUCGGCGGCUGCUGCGCCGCGGCGGGCCGAUGAGCGAAGCCGGGACCGAGGACACCAACGGGAACCGCAUCGCUUCCUGGCUGCGCGGCCAGACCAACUCCCCAUCCGGAUUCAAGUCGCCGCCCACGGUAACGUCGUCUGACUAUCUACCCGUUAGCUCUCCCACUCCGGAUCCCGAUAGUAGCGUUAGCGCCGCCCAGCCGGCGUCCAUCGCAGAGAUGAUGGGCACUGGGGUGCCCGUAGCCGAGUUGCCAGACACCUCCCCGCCAGCUGCUGAACUCCACUCCGCUGCGCUCUCGCCUACUUCCGCCACUGCUGCCGGCGUUACCGCUGCCGGGGCCUCGCUCAACAACAGCACCAACUACUCCUCAACUCACCAGACCGACCACGCCAGCACACCCUCGCAAUCGCAACCCCCAUCGCACUCGGCCUUCCCCAUUCCGACUCCGCCGCCGCCCAUGGCCCAAGUUGAAUCCCCAAUCUAUUAUCGCCCCGACUCGGACGCCCUUCCCCGCGGCGUCAUGACCGGCUCGGCUGCGACAUCGCCGACCAACACUAACACCAAUGCCACGAACACCCCAGUGUCGCCCGCCCCCGUCGCGGUACAAGGCGCUGCGGGCCGUGACAAGUUCCUUUCUGGGAUUUCCAACCUCUCAGAACGCGACCGCGCGCAUCUACGACAAAUCAGCGAUACCACCAUAUCUUCUCUUGCCACGGCGCCCGGCGCUGGUGCUGGCGCUGCAGCUGCGGCCGGAGCAGCAGGCGCGGGGACCACAUCCGGCACUGACAACAACAUCGCGGCCAGGGAACGUGUGCUAAGCGGCGUCAGCAUGCUCAGCUCUGCAACCACAUCCGGGCCUAGCGGGACAACAAGUAACAGUGGCGCGCCUGGAGGCGAUCCCCGCGUGGUGAGCAGCCUCACCGAGGCUGCCGUGGUCUCCCCGCUCACCACGACUGCGGCGCCCGGCAAUGGUGGUCAUGGGCCAGGACAUGGGCUAGCGCAGGGACCGAGUAGUCCAUUGAGGAGGAGUGUGUUUUCGGAGAAUCUUGACAGCAGUAGUAGUGGAAGUGGGAAUGGGGGUGGUAGCUAA